AUUUAUGGGAAAUUUCUUUACUAAAAAGACAAUACACGCCUUGGAUGAAGUGAAAGGGAAGGAAUUAACUCUACUUCGUCAUUUGGUCAAGAACAAAAGUCACGUUUUGCCCAAGAUAUUAAAGUGUAGAUCCGAGAAGAAUAUUGAAAAGAGAACUGAAUUCGAUAUUGAUGAGAAUUUACUAGUGUAUAAUAACGCGCUAGGAUUAUGAAAGUUUAUGAAAUUGCACCGCCAGUCCAAAUCUAUUAAAGAAUUUGAUCUAUGAUUAGCAAAGAUCCCAAAAUUCCACUUUGAGGAUGAAGUUGUAAGAUCACUUCCUUCUGAGAUAUGAAACUUAAGAAUAAACCUAGGUGUAAAUACUUUGCGUACCAGAUUCCAGAGGCACUCGAGGCUAAUGUGCAUGGCUCUUUCAAGAACGACUGAUUGAGUUUGUUUAAACUCACUGAUUCUAAACAAGUCUCAGCUUCAUAGAGUCUUUGUAUCUGCUUCAAGGUGAAACAAGAUCAUUUUUCAUCAAUGAAAGCUAAACUCUGAACGAUUAGUAUUAAAGGACUUGGAUUUUAAAAUCAACACUCUGGCAUUCAUGAAUUGAGGACUCCCGAACUACAGUAAUUGGAGAGACUUCCCCCAAAAGUUAGCUUGUUUACUAUCAGUGAUCUCCAACUCAAGUCUGAGGAAAUCUCUUCUUAAGAUCUCUGCAGACGAAACUUAUUUGAGUGAGAGGCAGAAGAAGGAGCUUAUCACGAGGUGCAAUUUGGAUGAUGUCAAAAUUAUCCUAUUUUAG
This is a messenger RNA of Moneuplotes crassus, 784 nucleotides long. Lineage: Eukaryota; Ciliophora; Spirotrichea; Euplotida; Euplotidae. The record is from the annotation of a GenBank genome assembly.